Messenger RNA from Osmerus eperlanus (European smelt), 3892 nucleotides. RefSeq names its product adducin 3 (gamma) b (gene add3b). Gene Ontology annotation, cellular component: cytoskeleton; plasma membrane; postsynaptic density. Lineage: Eukaryota; Metazoa; Chordata; Actinopteri; Osmeriformes; Osmeridae. The coding region runs from base 451 to 2520 and encodes 689 amino acids. Gene Ontology annotation, molecular function: actin filament binding. Gene Ontology annotation, biological process: barbed-end actin filament capping. The record is from RefSeq and is a predicted model, not a curated record. The transcript has 15 exons.
GGAAGAUUGAUGCCACUGUUGCUCCUCCCAAAUUAGAAUAAUAUAGUUUCAGGCACCCGACUGUUCUCCCCAACCUCCCCUGACAAAUUGUCUAGAUUAUGUCAGGCAGACUGUGAGAAAAGGCAGCACAUGUCACUGGAGGAACUGAUGGAGUCCGAAAUGAGAUUCUCUCAUCCUGGCUGGAGCGAGAUGACCCUUCUCAGUGUGAUCAUGUAAACAGGGAUCUGACUGACAACUGGCAGAACCGUGGGAGUUUGACCUCAAAGGUGAAGAAUUCCCUCCCAAAGAGGUGGACCAGCUUUGAGUUCCUUCAGGUUCUGAUCCACAAAUGCCCGGGUGGUCCGACUUGUUAGAACGGUUGCUAGACCAGGUUCCUUUGCUGAGUGUGGAAGGUGAAGACCAGAGAGAGACCUAUAGAGAGAGGGCGUGGUGAGGAGACCCGUAGGUAGGAUGAGUCUGGUGGAUAUCAGACAGACAGCAGGGUCCAUGACCCUGUCCCUGUCCAGCAUCGACUCCAAGGAGCGCUACUUCGACCGGGUGGACGAGAACGACCCGGAAUACCAGCGCAGCCGCAACAUGUCACCUGACCUGAGGCAGGACUUCAACAUGAUGGAGCAGAAGAAGAGGGUGACCCAGAUUCUCCAGAGCCCUGUGUUCAAGGACGAACUAGAAGGCCUGAUCCAGGAUCAGAUGACAAAAGGCAACACCCCUACAGGGCUUCUGGCUUUGAGGCAGAUAGCUGAUCUCAUCAUGGCCAGCACCAUGGGAGGAACUGCCUCCUUCACUUCCCCCCAAAGCCUUGGGAUGGUCACCCCAGUUAAUGACUUGUACGGUGUCGAGACUCCAUCCUUUGCCAAAGGGGAAAAGCAGAAUCGCUGUAAGCUGGCUAGUCUCUACAGGCUGAUAGACCUCUUCAGCUGGGCCCAUUUCACCAGCUCCUACAUUACUGUCCGUGUAAGUAAAGAACAAGGCCAUGUUCUUAUCAGCCCACAAGGACUAUCUUUUACUGAAGUCACAGCUGGCAAUCUGGUGAAAGUGAAUAUGAUUGGUGAUGUGAUGGACCAGGGCUCCUCCUUCCUGGGCAUAGACCCGCUGGGGUUUAGUCCCCACGCUGCCAUCUACUCCAUGAGGCCUGAUGUCAGGUGCAUCAUCCACAUUCACACCCCCGCCUCCGCUGCUGUGUCUUCCAUGAAGUGUGGCAUCCUGCCCAUUUCCCAAGAGGCUCUGCUUCUGGGCGACAUCGCCUACUUCAGUUACCAUGGCUGCCUAGAUGAUCAAGAGGAGAAGGUGGAGUUCCAGAAAGCUCUGGGCCCCACUGCCAAGGUGCUGGUCCUUAGGAACCAUGGGCUGGUGGCUCUUGGGGAGACCAUAGAGGAGGCGUUCCACUACAUUUACCAUGCCCAGCAGGCAUGUGAGAUCCAGGUCAGCGCUCUGAGAUGUUCCGGAGGAGCGGACAACCUGUUGCUUCUGGACCGGGACAAGUUCAAGUCCCUGACCCAGGGUGUGGCUGCAGUCGGAGUGGUUGUGGACAGUGAGGUCAAGUGGAAAGUGGGGGAGGCGGAGUUUGAAUCCCUCAUGAGGAUGCUGGACAACCUGGGCUACCGGACUGGCUAUGCCUACCGCAAUCCCAUAGUGAGGGAGAAGCCUCGGACGAAGAACGACGUGGAGAUCCCUGCCACGGUGUCUGCGGUGCCCGUGGAGGAGGGGGACACGGGCCUGCGGAGCCCCUUCAAGUUCAUGGCCCAGAAGCAGCAGAGGGAGAGGACCCGCUGGCUCAACUCUCCCAACAGCUACCUGAAGGUCAACGUGGCCGAACGCUCACCCAACGGAGAAUGCAGCCCCAGGACCAAAACGACGUGGAUGAUAUCCGAAGAAUCAGGCAAUAGCAGUGGCACCCCAAUACGAAUCGAGGACCCCAACCAGUUUGUUCCACUCAACACAAAUCCCACAGACGUCCUUGAGAAGAGGAACCGGAUCAGGGAACAAAACAGGUGUGACCAGAUGACAGCAGGUCCUAAGUCCCAGCUUCUAGCAGGCAUUGUUGUGGACACCAAACCUGGACCAGCUUUCAUCAUGGAGGAUGAGGAGCAGACACGCUCCCUCCCUCCCAACCCCUUCAGCGGGCUGACAAAGAAGGAGCUUGAGGAGUAUAAGCUCACUGUGGAGAGCAGGCAACAAGGCCAGGACGAUGGUGAAGAUGUGACAGAUGGGGAUGAGAUGACCACGUUUGACGGCUCCACCAUAUCCCUGUCCCUCUCUCCACUCAUGACUCCUGUCAAACAAGAUAUAAUUUCCAAUGGGAAAGACCACCUGGAUGAGCUGGAGAACCUAAGCAUGAAUGUAUCCAAGCUGAGCGUUAGCACCACAGAUACUGUGGAGAUCUCCAUAACAACCAUAGAGAAGGAUCCACAGACCCCUGAGAGCCAGAGCAAGUCCCCAAAGAAGAAGAAGAAGUUCCGUACUCCCUCCUUCCUGAAAAUGAGCAAGAAGGAGAAGAAGAAAGAGAAAGCUGAGGCCUAAUUAAAGACAGUGACGAUUUGCUUCGAUGAAAUGCAUUUCUUUGGCAUGCGAUGAUUGGGUUAUCGAGUGGUGCAGCUUUUGAAUUGACAUGAAUUUGCAAAGUUCACUAACUAGUAGCCUGUUUUUGUCAAUCAUUUCUUUUGAGGGCUUUGCUCAUGACAUAAGAAGAACAUACCGUAUGUCAGUUAGGCAACAGGUUGUAACUGAGCUGUGAGUAAUAGUUACCAAUCAAGAAAAAAAACAAUUAUACUUAGUUUGAAUUAACUACUCUUGAAACUACCAUUUUAGAUUUUAGACAUUUUGUUGUGAGCUCAGUAUUGAAUGUAUGUUGAUAGGACCUGUAACAUACAUGUAAGUGCCAUUUGGGAACUGUUGAGGUUUAAAGUCUGGUGCCUGGAGCUGGUGAAAAUAUAUGAAGUCAAGCCUUAAUCAGUAUGGUUUGUAUAACAAUAUAUUACUGUUUUUUUUAAUGGCUAAGAUAUAGUUCACAGUAGUGUUAUUUGAUAUGAAACAUAUACAGAACAUGUGUUCCUAUGGACUGUUAUAUUGACCAUAUAACUCAUAGCAAUGCUCAAAUAAGGCAGUUGUUAAGCAUGUCUCGCAAUAAGUGAUGCUGUCUUCGUGGUAGAUGCUUACGCUUUGUUGUGAUUGUGAGAAGACACUAAGACUUAAGACUUGAACCAAUGAGCCAUUUCAUGUGUUUUACUGAUUCGAGUGGUGACAUGACGGAUAGCAAAAUGAAAGAUGAUUGAUAUUAUUUAGGGCUACGGAAAGUGCUACAAAUGAGCUGCGAAUGUCAGAGGUCUACUGAGAGUCAAGUUGGAACGUAGGUCAGGUGUCCAAUUCAUUGAUUGCCUUAUGAUAUGAAAAGCCAUUCCCUGAUUGUGUGUGUAAUGACAAUGUGUGUAAAACUUGAGAAUGCAGGCUAUAAACCAAGGAUAAAAUGCCCACAUCCCAAUCAAUAUGUGAAUGCUUGCUUCGACCCAAAGGGUGAAAUGUGUGCUUGUGUAAAUAGAAGGUUGUGUGUUUUUUAAACACAAUGCUGAACUAUCGAUUGGAGUAGAACGCAUUUGUGUACUGUAAUAGACUUGACUUUAAUCAAUAAUGCAUUAGGAUUUAGUUCUGCUUUUAAGUUAAAAUUCAAUCAUAUCAACAAUAAAUAUAACAUGUCAUGUUCACUGCCACAAUUUCUGUUACUAAUAUAAUUUUGUUGAUUUUCAUCAUUUGUAUUGAAAUGCUUAUGUAUUAACUUUGAGCUUUUGUGAUAUAGGAUUGUGUUUUGCAUAGAUGCUCCAUUACGUUGACUGAAUUCUCCAUGAAGCUGCAGUACAUUACAUCAACAAUGUAACAAUGAAAAUAUGUGUUAACCUGA